This is a messenger RNA of Closterium sp. Yama58-4, 714 nucleotides long. The record is from the annotation of a GenBank genome assembly. NCBI's taxonomy places the organism in Eukaryota, Viridiplantae, Streptophyta, Zygnematophyceae, Desmidiales, Closteriaceae.
AUGAAGGGGGGAGGUCGCGGUGAGCGCGAGCAGGCGACCGCGAGGGCGCGGAGGUCAGUCGCGGCGGCGCGCCGGCCGGCCGCGAGUGCGCGAGGGUCGGCCGCGGCUCCGCGUCGGUCGUCCGCGUCAGCGCGAGGGACGGCCGCGUGGCUCCGCGUCGGCCGUCCGCGUCAGCGCGAGGGACAGCCGCGUGGCUUUGCGGUGGCCGUCCGCGUCAGCGUGGGGAUCGGCGCCGCUCGCGUGCUGGCCGUCCGCGCUGGCGCGCAGGUCGUCGAUGGCUCCGCGCUGGCCGUGCGCGUCGGCGCGCGGGGUGCUCGUGGCUGCGUGCUGGCCGUCCGCGACGGCGUGCUGGCCGUCCGCGACGGCGUGCUGGCCGUCCGCGACGGCGUGCUGGCCGUCCGCGACGGCGUGCUGGCCGUCCGCGACGGCUUGCUGGCCGUCCGCGACGGCUUGCUGGCCGUCCGCGACGGCGUGCUAGCCGUCCGCGACGGCGCGCGGGUCGUCCGCGACGGAAGGCGUGAGGGAGGCGUGACGGCGGGAGAGAGGAUUGAGGCCACGGGAGAGCGGUUGAAGGCCGCGAGAGGGAGGAUUGGGGCCGCGGGAGGGAGGAUUGAGGCCGCGGGAGGGAGGAUUGAGGCCGCGGGAGGGAGGAUUGAGGCCGCGGGAGGGAGGAUUGAGGCCGCGGGAGGGAGGAUUGAGGCCGCGGAGGAGUAG